GGGCGUGACCCGCUGCGCCGAGGGGCCUGAAGGACUUUGAGGCGGCGGCUGGCGGCGCCGCGGGUGGCAGGAGCGCCCGGCCUCGUACCCGGCUCGGAGAGCGAGCGGAAAGUAACGCCAGCGAGCGCUGAGAUCUGCGGGGUCCGAGCGCCUGGAGCCGACCAGCGAGCCACGGCAUGGCCGUGGUUGUGUGUGCUACCUGGGAGGCUCCUGCCGGGCAAAAGCGCAUUACGUUAAAGUUUCCGAGUAAUGGGCUGUAUUCCCCGUGUUUGGGACAGUUUGUGUCAGGGUUUUGUUACCAUCUCUCUUUUAACUGGUUUGAUGCAGAGUCUGAGUCAGAAAUGCUUGUCCAAAGGUGUCUUCAUGAAUAAUUUAAAUGAUCCUCCCAACUGGAACAUCCAGCCAAAUCGAAGAGAGCCCGGGGAUGAAGGCAGCAGGUGGAAUUACGCUUUGCUGGUCCCCAUGCUGGGAUUGGCAGCCUUUCGUUGGAUCUGGACCAGAGAAUGUCAGAAAGAAAUAGAAAGAGAAAAAAAAGAAUAUUAUAAAAAACAGUCAUCUUUACAAAGAGACCUGGAAGCCAAAUACCGGGAUAUAAUUACAGAAAAUCGUCGCACAGUUGCUCACUUGGAGCUGGAGCUGGAAAAGGAACGCAACAGAACCCUGAGCUACCGUGAAGCACUGGUGUCUCAGAGUCGCAAACUAGUAGAAGAAAGAAGAAUCCUAGAACAGGAACAGGAGAAGUUAGAGCGAGAAAAACAAGUUCUCUUGCACAGAGGAGCCGCAGGUAACUUGUACCAAAGUUAUCUGGCAAAGGAAGAAGAGUGGCAAAAAAGAGCCAAUAUUCUACUAAAAGAAUUCGAAGAUGGACUUAAAGAAAGACAGGAAAUCUACUGCAGUCUUGUAGUGCCAAGAAACCAGAGACUAGAAAUAGAGAAAAAUCUGCUAGUUAAAGCAGCAACUGAUCCUGUUGCUGUGGCUCUACAAAUGGAGAGUGGCUUGAAAGAUAUUUUCAAACAUGAUAACUACUGUGGCAAUCUGCUGAACAGAAACAAAAGUCAAAAUGGAAGACUUAUGUGGCUGUAUCUCAGAUAUUGGGAACUAGCUAUUGAAGUACAGAAGUUCCAGAGGGUAGAAAAGGCCAUGUUUGGAAAACGAUAGGUAGGGGGAGUAAUGAUCCACCAUGAGUAAUAUGGACUAUCACAAUUGUAGUCUGAAUCUGUUAAAUUCUCCUACUGUGUUUUGGCUUCCCCUCCUCAUUGCAUUUGAAUUUACAUGUGCAGUGUGAGUGCCCUUCCUUUCACUGUCUAACUGCAUGCUCCAGUGAGCUGUGCACUUUGCUCUAAAACUCUGUGAGUGUGUUUGUAUUGCAGAGUGCAGUGUAGUGUGCAGAUAUGCAAGCUUCUGUAGGUACCAGAAGCAGGAAAAUGGAAUCUCAGUUAGACUAAUUUACCUGCUUGCUGGUAAUCCUCCUCCAAUGGAGAAGUGAGUUGUCUCCCUCAAGUCAAAUAGCCCGUAGUGCUCCUUGUCUCUGAUUUCUUGCAUGGUGUUUCAUCACAAUUUUUUUUAUUUUAUCUUUUAGCAAGGCUGAUUUUGAGGCAGAUGCUUGGGAGAGAACAUGAUCAAGCAAAGUUCCUUGUCACACAAAUCCUAUGUGUGCAUGCGUGUAUAUAUAUAUAUAUAAACAUACAUAUAUGUAUGUUAUACACACAUGUAUGUUUGUUUGCAUGUGUGUAUAUAUUUGUAUAAUACAUACAUUUCUAUGUAUUAAUAUUCCAAGGGGGAAAGGGUAUGAUUGUGUUUCAGAUCAGUCUUGCAUUGUCUUCCAGGUUUAAUAUACAAAUAGGACUUUCUGUGGGGAAUAUCCAAAAGAUGCUAAUCAAAAUAAUGCAUAAAGAAACAGUGUGAUCAAAAUCUUGCUGGAGCUAGGGAGGCAUGUCUGAGUUCUAAAUGGAAAGUGUAUGAACUCUAGGUUAUGUUCCUAUCGUACCAUAUAAAUGUUAAGAAUACAUAUGUUUUCCUCUCAGUCAAGGUUUUAGUUAUUACUGAAAUGCGUGCCUCCAGCAUAGGCUUCACCAUGCUGCUGUCUCUGUGUCCCAGUGCAUUGGGUGGUACAUGUUUAGCUUCCAAGAGCCUCUGAAGAUUCCAGUCAGUGCAUCUGGCACCAUAUCUGGUAUAGGCCCUGUUUGUUGCUUGCAUAUAGAAACAUAAAUGCAAUGCAGCCACACGUAGCCGCCUCCUCCCCGCCAGCUGUCUCAGUUCUCCCAGAACUGAAGUGCACUUUUCCACAGCAUUUAAAUUUUGAACUUACAGUCACCCCUUCAGGUACACACGACUGGGAAAGCCUACAGAUUGUAAGCUACAAGCUUUGCAAAGGUUUAAGUAAGAGGACUUUUAACUUUAUUGAGCACAAUAAAAUGAACAGAUAUAGACAGAACAUUAAAAAUACCACAGUGUGUUUCUGUGCUUGAAAUCCCUUAAAACUUUGGCUCCUUGGAGAGUAGGAACCACCUUCAGUUUCAAAUGUGCCGUGUAUUUUGGAGUGUUAUUUCUUCCUCCUUUGUAAUCCAGCCUUACUCUCAAAGCAGCAGUGUGUACCCUUUUGUUUAUAACCUUCUCUGUUACUUGACAUUGAUCAGUGUUGAUAGGUUGUCAGUUCUCUAGCAGUUCUUUAGUUAUUCGGGACUAGGCUUGAAAUAAGUUCGCUCUGGUCUAUCAGCUGUUGCUUGGCCCAGAAGCAAUCCAGCAAAGUGGAUGCCCAUCCAAGCUCAACAGAGAACUCUGGCAGAUGUGGAGUUUUCUCUUAUUAUCUCCUCUUGGUUUCAUUGCAGCCUGGGCACAGGAGACAACAGAUACAUCAGCCAUAUAAAUUGUGUAUGCAACAUAAUGUAGUUACUCAGCAAAAAUGUCCCAUGGGAAAAAAAUUCUUAAACUGUAUGUGUUUCUCAAAUAAUCAUUUCUUCAGGUGUGAUUUUGCUCACCUUAGUGGUGAUAACUACACUGCUGUAUUGAUCUGUCAGCCUUUUAUGGACUGAUAUUUCUUAAAAAUAAAGUUGUAAACAGACAGACAUUACACACACACACACACACACACACACACACACACACAAAAACCCAACCUAUCACAAGCACUGAAAAGGCCAAACGUUUUCUGGAUGCCAUAUGUAUGCAGGUUGGGAGAUGACAACGAGCAAUUGAAAUACUACUCUUGCGCGACCAAGACUUGACUUGAGCCAAGCUGCUGUAGCUGACCACAUGCCCUGAUUGCUUAGUACAACAAAUUAAACAACUUUCCUUGUGUGUAAUUCCUUCAGUGUGUGGAAACUGGCCAUGCAGCUAUGGAGGGUUUGAUGUGUAGAUACAGGCAGUUACAGCAAACCAGCUGACAUACAGUAGCCAGUAUAUCUAUGCCAGUGUAUUCAAGACUCAUGCCUUGACUUUGUACGUAUUCAUUAGUUAUUGAUAUUAAAGGGUCAAGCAUUUUAUGCUUUCUGAGUUUUUUCAUAGUUUGUCACUGACAUCAAUUCAAAAUAUUUAAAGAAAACGUAAUCAAGAGAGUAAAAUACUUUCUUCAAUAUAAAUAUGUACAUUGAAGCAUCAUGCUUGAUUGUGUAUGAUUGGAUGCAAUGUAAUAAAGAAGUGAAAGUGAAUUUCAAA
This is a messenger RNA of Dromaius novaehollandiae (emu), 3654 nucleotides long. RefSeq names its product coiled-coil domain containing 127 (gene CCDC127). Bases 250 to 1158 code for a protein of 302 amino acids. NCBI's taxonomy places the organism in Eukaryota, Metazoa, Chordata, Aves, Casuariiformes, Dromaiidae. The record is from RefSeq and is a predicted model, not a curated record. The transcript is spliced from 3 exons.